GGAUUAGAUAAUCUUGGAUAUUUUUACCCCUUAAUUAGCGACGCUCAAGAACCUCAAACAAGCACUUAAAUAUAUCCAGCCUUGGUUACAACUAGUCUUUUCCUCGGAGAAGUAAACCUCAAUAGCUUUUCGUCCAUGAUCAUUAUAAUAUAUUUCACUCCAUAGAAAUACUGAUCUUAGAAAGUCCUAGGCUGAUCUUAUUAUAUUUUUUAGAACCGUUUCCUUUUCGGCGAAGCGAGUGUCAAUAAGUUUUAGCUUUUCAUCUUUCGUGUCUUCUUUUUUCACGAUGUGCAAAGGAUAAACUCCUUAAUAACAACAACCGCUUCUAGUAUAGGAAUAGGCACAAUCAUCAUCAUAAUCAUCAUCAUCAUCAUCAUCAUCAUCAUCAAGAAGGAGCACUACGUACACGAGGAACAAGAUGAGUGCUGAAGCUUGGGGAAAAAUGCAAGCUGUGGCGGACGAACAUGGCGAUGUCCUCCUGCAAGUGUGGGAACAGAGUGAGGAACAAUCGAGAGCGGAAUGGUCAACUUUCCUCUGCAUGAUUCUUUCUUGGACCGGGAGCUGCGCUGCGACACUCGCGUUUAUCAUAGUAUUUGAGUUCUUGGGUUCGGGUUCGACCGGUGGUGCUGGCGAACCUUCGUCCUCCGUUUCUAGUCCGUUCAUAGUCCUGGCUGUUGGGAGCUUCGUCUGCAUAGCCGCUCUCGGAAAUUGGAUGUUCAUCGCACACAUGCAACAGAUCGGGAAAACGGUGUGGGGCCUCGGCGCGAGAUAUCUCUUCGUUCUACGCCCCGAGGAGAAUUGCUGUUCAUCUUGCGGGUGUUGCUGUGAGGGAAGUAGCGAUCAUAGAAGCUCCUCGCUGAGCGUUGAGCAGAUCACUUCAGUGGAGAUGGAACCCACCGUCUGGUCGUUCUGUUGCGGGGAACUUGAGGACGCAGUGGCGGUGUAUGUGCCUUUCGGUAGUUCGGUUGCUGAUCCUAUGCACCUGCGAAUUAGGGGAGCAGGCUUUGGCGACGAUGAUGGAGGCAGAAACCGCGCGCGCAUACCGCAUGGCAACAAAUUAAUGAUCCCCACCGCGAAUCCCCAGGCUGCUUUGAGGCAGCUCAGGGCAGCCAGGGAAGGACAGUCCGCGUCGAUGUUGGGAGGAGAGAUGUCUGGCGUGGUACAGGAUCACCACUAUAAUCCAGACUAUAAUCGUGCUGCAGCAGCGUCUGCCGCUCCUUGGCCACAAGCAGAGUACAUGUACAACUAUCCAAAGGGUGCAGGUGGGUACGACUACAAUCCAAAAGGUGCUGCAGGAGGCGGAGGACCGAUUGGAAAAUCAAACGGGGAAGGACCCUACAGGCCGCGGGCUCUGAAUGUGCCAAAGGGUAAAGGUUCGAAAGGAAGACAGCCCUCAGUCGCGCGAGCCGGACUUGAGCAGAAAGGCUGGUGGGGAAACGCGGUGUAGAUUGUGACCUCCCUUUAUUAUUUCAAUUGAGAUGAGCAAGGACUCCUGCUCUUGAGAUGAGUGGGUGAAAAGGAUAAUGUUCUUUUUCUCUCAUUAUAUUAUAAUCUUAGGCCAAUCAAGGUAGUCACUUCGUUCUCAACAUAACUUAGUAGGGCAUAUUAGCGAAAACGCGCGUUGAUCUGUCCAGAAAACCUAAACCGAGAAGAUGGUCCAUCUAUAAUUAGACUCUCGACGCCGCAGGAAGGUACUUGCGUUGGGGCACUGUGCUGCUUCAAUCCGUAGCAAAAGUAGACGGAGGUUGGCUCUUCCC
Messenger RNA from Amoebophrya sp. A25, 1757 nucleotides. The record is from the annotation of a GenBank genome assembly. Lineage: Eukaryota; Dinophyceae; Syndiniales; Amoebophryaceae.